AUGGCUACUCCGACGCACAACUCUAGUCUUGACCAUGUCAUCACCGUAAAGGUGAUGUACGAGGGCAUCACUCGUCGUACCAAGAUGCCCCUUCGAGACAUGGUCCCAAGAACUCUCGAGUCUAAUAUUCGCACUUUCUUGCACAUUCCCGCAGACGCCGAGGUCGUGUUUGAGCGAUACUCCGAUUCCGCUGCCUCCUUCGUCCUUCUGCAGGCCGGCAACAUUCCUAUUUACAAGCAGCUCUACCGCGCCGCUAAGGCAAAGUCCAAGCUCAAGAUCCGAGUCACCGUCAAGGAACAGCCCAAGGCUACAGUACCCAAGCCUGUCACUGUUGAGGACGAACCCGAGCUUUCUGCAUCUGCGUCUGCCCCUAUGAGCAUGGAUGAGGCUCCCCAAGAAGCUCGCGAAACCCCAGAGGAGGCCAGCCCAGCUCCCACGCCCGCCCCCGAGGUCCCUGCGCCCACUCCGGCAUCAGAUGUCACACCGCCCGAGACCACUCUUCCGGUCCGUAUCAACCCUCUGUCCCGGACCUACAAUGCGGCUCUUCUUAGCGAUGCUGCAAAGUACAUCGGAGCUCGACAAGACGCCCGCCAGGAUUUUGAGAGCCGACUUGCUAACCUGAUGGAACGACAGUCGCUGCCAAACAACGGAUCCCAACCCUUUUACACGGCUCAUGGUCAGCAGUACCCUUUUGUCCCUAAGCCCUUUGCGCUUCCUACCGACAACUUGCCCUCCUUCAACAAGUUGGCCAGUUUCGCAGUUUGCUGCAACAGCUGCGAGAUGACCAUCCCCAAUGUCCAUUACCACUGUUCCACUUGCGACGACGGAGACUUUGAUCUCUGCCAGUCUUGCGUUGACCAAGGUAUCACUUGUCACGGCCGGGACCACUGGUUGAUUAAGCGUUCAACCAUCCACGGACAGCUCGUCCAGAGCACCACCGAAACCAUCGCACCCAAGCCCAAGUCCAAGUCUGAGGUGAAGGUUGAGACAACCAUUGAGACCAAGGUCGAGCCCAAGAUCGUAUCUAGUGUUCCUCGUCCAUUCCCCAGGCCUCCUCCUUUUGAGCCCCUCGCUGCUCCCUGGGCGUCGCUGGGUGUCAUGCGAACUUGCAACUGUUGUGUGCAGGAACACCCAGAGGCCGAGUUUUUGCACUGCACCGUGUGCGAGGACUUUGACCUUUGCCAGCAAUGCUUCGCCAAGGAUGCUCAUGGGCAUCACCCCAAGCACGGUUUCACCCCCGCUGUCAAGGGCACCAAGAUGUCCACCGAUAUCACAGCCAAGAUGAGCCCAGGCCGUAACCACUCGCAUCACGCCAUUUGUGAUGGCUGUGACAACUACAUUACAGGUAUUCGUCAUAAGUGCCUCGACUGCCCUGACUGGGAUUAUUGUUCCACUUGCAUGCAAUCAGUCAGGAUCAUUCACCCUGGUCACCGAUUCGCGCCAAUCUACGAACCACUUAAAGAUGUCCGCUUCCGCGCACCAGCAGCCGUUCACAUUGGCAUCUGCUGUGAUGGACCUCUUUGCUCUGGAAGCGAUGUCUAUCCUAACUACAUCCGUGGCACUCGAUACAAGUGCGCUAUUUGCAGCGAUCUGGACUUCUGUGCCAACUGCGAAGCCAGCCCUACAAACAACCACAACAAGACACAUCCUUUGAUCCAGUUCAAGACACCUGUCCGCCAUAUCAGUGUUACCACCAGUGGCCAGGAGCAGGAUGGCCAGCGAAUGCCAGAUAUGGGAGACCGACGGACCACCCCCAAGGCUACUGAGACCGCAUCUGCGGCCCCUAGCAACUCUAUUAACCCCGUUCGCACGAUUGUUGACGUGAAGCCGUCCGAACCCGCUCCUUCCAAGGUCACUAUUGAGAUGCCAGAGCCAGAGAUCAAGAAGGAAACCCCCGCUGCUGAGCCUAUUCCCACUCCCAAGACGGAAUUCAAGGGUGCUUUCAUACGUGAGACCAUUCCUGACGGCACCAUCAUGGCGCCCAACACCAUUUUUGAGCAAACUUGGACUCUUCGCAACGAAGGCAAGGAGAACUGGCCCGCCGGGUGCUCUGUCAGAUUUGUCAGCGGUGACUACAUGGGUCACGUAGACUCCAACCACCCUGCCCGCAUCUCCGAGCUUAUUUCGGCCUCUGAAUCCAACGUGUGCUACGCUCCCCUUGGACCCGGUCAGGAAUUCCCCUUCACUGUUCUCCUCCGAACACCCGCCCGCCCUGGCAAGGUCAUCUCCUACUGGCGCCUGACUGCUCCCGAUGGUGAGAAGUUUGGCCACCGACUGUGGUGCGAUGUCAACGUCCGACUGGUUAAGGAGGAACCUAAGCCCGAGCCUGAGAUUAAGCAGGAGCCCACGCCUGUCGAGGAGCCUAAGCUUGAGGAAGAGAGCUUAGCCUCCAGCCAGAUGAUCUUCCCCAAGCUGGAGAAGGAGUCACCUGUGGCCAGUAUUCACGAGGCGGUUGAGCCUAUCCCCGCCGUUGAGGAGCCCAAAGAGUCAGACAAUAUGGAUGACGAAUGGGACUACUCUGAAGGUGGUUUCAUGACAGAUGAAGAGUACGAUAUUCUAGAUGCUUCGGAUGAAGAGUAUCUGGAGGAGCAAAAGAAGAAGCUCGCUACCAAGUAA
Molecule: messenger RNA, 2616 nt
Organism: Fusarium sp. VM40
Lineage: Eukaryota; Fungi; Ascomycota; Sordariomycetes; Hypocreales; Nectriaceae
Source: the annotation of a GenBank genome assembly